CCUCCUCCACCAACACCAAUCGUAGUGCUUCACUGUAAACGCAGUUAUUGAGGCUCCAUAUCUGGACAUUUUAACUGAUCCUGAAUGCCCGAACGAAGGUAAAACGCAUCACAAGCAUAUAACUGAAAGGAUGGCCUCUCCCCAGCCUGGCAGCCCACCACCUACAGAGCAAGACACCCCUCUUGAUGAACUGAGUGAGGAGAGCAAAGAGCUGGAGGUAGAGGAGCCCCCUGUAAAAAAGAGAGGCAAAGGCAGACCUCCAAAGAAAUCCAAGCAUUCUUUCAAAUGCUCUGCCUGCCAGGAGGCCUUCAGUAGCCCCUUGGCUCUCCGGAGCCAUAAGCUGUCUGCCCACAGUAAGGAGCAGCAGGAGAAAAAGCAGCACACAUGUUCUCAGUGCAGCAAAAUGUUCCCCAGCAGAGCCCAGCUCUCCAAGCACCAGCGCUCUCACUCUGCUCAGCGCCCCUUUCAGUGCGAUCAGUGUCACAAGGCUUACAAGACCCCAACGGAGCUACGCAACCACAGCCGCUCCCAUACAGGGGAGAAGCCUUUUGUCUGCACUGAGUGCGGCAAGACCUUCAUGCAGGCCAUAUGCCUGCGCAUUCACAUGACGCAGCACAGCGGCGAGCGGCCAUAUUCCUGCCCCCAUUGCUCCAAGAGCUACCCCACUCUGUCCAAGCUGAAGGUGCACCUGCGCUCUCACACGGGGGAGAAGCCCUAUUUCUGUGCCGAGUGCGGGAAGAGCUUUGCCGACCCCUCUGUUUACCGGAAGCACAGGCGCAACCACCAGGGCCACCGGCCCUACUCCUGUGAUAAGUGUGGGAAGACGUACACCGAGCUGAAAGACCUGAAGAACCAUGAACGGUCUCACACAGGAGAGAAGCCCUACCUGUGUUCCGACUGCGGCAAGGCCUUCUCCCGUUCGUCCUCCCUGGCUUGUCACCUCCGCAUUCACUCCCAGAGCAAACCCUACCAGUGUGAGCAGUGUGGCAAAGGCUUCACUCAGCUCUCCUCCUAUCAGUCUCACCUGCGCACUCACUCGGGUGAGAAGCCAUUCCUCUGCCCGCAGUGUGGGAAGAUGUUCUCAGACCCCUCCAGUUUCCGCCGGCACCAGAGGGCCCAUUCAGGGUUCAAGCCCUACCCCUGUGACAAGUGUGCCAAGAGAUUCCGGCAGCCUGCCGACCUGGCUGUGCAUCAGCGGGUGCACUCCGGGCAGCGGCCCUACAAGUGUCAGAGCUGCGACAAGGCGUUUGUGGCGUCCUGGGACCUGCGACGCCACAUGCUAGUGCACACGGGGCUGCGGCCCUUCUCCUGCACGGAGUGCGGCAAGUCCUUCGCCGAGCGCUCCAGCCUCAACAAGCACCGAAGGGUGCACUCCGGCGAGCGCCCGUUCAAAUGUGACCUGUGCUUCAAGUCGUUCGUGGUCUCCUCCAGCCUACGGAAGCACGAGCGCACUCACCUGGCUGAGAGGCCCGCGCUGCUACCGCAGCAGGCGGUACCUGAGACAGUUGCAGCAGUGUUCCUCGCUCACACCUCCCUCCCCCAGUUCUCCUGUUCACACUGUGAUGUCACCUUUGGAACCUGGGAGGAGGUUCAGGCCCAUGAGGGUCUUCACACCAUCUCUCCUCCUUCCACCACCGUGGCCCCCCUGCCCAUGGGCCCACACGUAUGCGCGACCUGCCGGGAGGAGUUUGUACUGCUGUCUGACCUGCAAGCCCACGAGAAGAUGCACCCCAAACCACGACCCCACGUCUGCGACAGCUGCGGCAAAGGUUUCCUCAACAAAGCCGGGCUGCGGAAACACCAGCGGAUCCACUCGACCAACCGCAACCACGUCUGCCCCCACUGUAGCAAAGCCUUUCUGUUUGCCGCUUAUCUCCGCAAGCACUUACGCACCCACCGUGACCCCCUGCCCACCUUCCCCCUCUCUGACACACUCAUUGCACACACGGAGCCUCUUCCCUCGCCACCUCCACCCAUUGAAGUUUCCUCAUCUACUCUUGAACCUGGUGCAAUUUGUCUGACUAUACCGGUGACUAUUCCAGUGACUGUUCCUGUAACCUUUCAGACCACGCCCAUUUAUAUCGAUAAGGAAGACAGACUCUGAAAAGACCAUAAGUGUUUGUGUUGAAUUAAUUAUUACUCAACUGCCAGAGGCCUUGAAUAUUUUUAACAAUAGUAUGGUUAAAAACGGCUUAAUUCCCAUACUAAAACAAAGCUUAUUGAUAACCUAUUGAUAACAAUUUGAAAUAAUGAGACGUUUCACUUUCAAUUGCCCUCAACCCUGUAUUUGUGAUUUAAAAUGUGUUAUUUAUGCUAUGUAAUGUACAUUAUGUUUUAUACUAUACAAAACCUGACAUCUAUCAUCAACUUAUUUCAUUGUCAUGAUUUGUUCAUAAGAAUGUAUUGUUUUGUGUCAUAGGCUAUACACUGAGUAUACCAAAUAUUAGGAACACCUUCUUAAUAUUGAGUUGCAUCCCCCCGUUUGCCCUCAG
Molecule: messenger RNA, 2492 nt
Organism: Coregonus clupeaformis (lake whitefish)
Lineage: Eukaryota; Metazoa; Chordata; Actinopteri; Salmoniformes; Salmonidae
Gene: znf668
Product: zinc finger protein 668
Exons: 2
Coding region: 131-2104 (657 amino acids)
Source: RefSeq, a predicted model, not a curated record